This is a messenger RNA of Xenia sp. Carnegie-2017, 814 nucleotides long. RefSeq lists its product as uncharacterized. The record is from RefSeq and is a predicted model, not a curated record. NCBI's taxonomy places the organism in Eukaryota, Metazoa, Cnidaria, Anthozoa, Malacalcyonacea, Xeniidae. The transcript has 3 exons. The coding region runs from base 1 to 561 and encodes 186 amino acids.
AUGAAAAUUGAUGGGAAUCAGAAAACCUUCGAAUUUGACUCAUCGUUUUGGACAAAUAAAAGUAGUUACAAUAUUGAAAAUGGUAAAACAGGAAUGGAUGAUUUGGAAACAAAACUUCCUACCUACUGGAGCACAAAAAUAUGUUUUUUAAACAAGAUAUGUGUUGGAAUGAAAUUCGAUGGUAAGACAAAUUUUAUCAGCUUCAAUUUUCAGGCUAAAUCGUUGUACGAUACCAUUGCCGAUGGAAAAUACCGCCAAACCAAUGUGAGCCGAAACAAAUGGAUGUCAUUGAUUAAUGACAGUGUUCUUCAACUAAACUGCAAUAAAGAAGGUUUCAACGCAAAGGAUGAAAACGAGUUACACGCUCGUGUAAGGCUUGGUAUCAUAGGAAAUGAUAAAAAUAAUUGUUAUUCAUCCGAUUCUUUCAUUGGUUUUGGUGGUCCAUACAACGGUAUUUACUGCGCGCGAAAACCUCAAAUCAACAGCUGCGGGAACUCAGCUUAUUGCACAGGAAAGCCGAUAAUAGAGCUUAAAUCAAUGGGAUAUAUUUUCAUUUCUUAAUUACAAUAGUGGUAAUAGGAACCACAUGUGUUCUUGGUUCAGGCUAUACAUAUUUGUAAUUCGAUUUAUGUAGAACUAGCUGUAGAUGUACUUACUUUUUUAAGUAAGCUUUGCGAACUAUAUUCAACCAUGUUUGUUUGAGUAUUGUUUAGCAGACUUCUUGAAAAUGUCUUAGAAAAUUACUUUUUCAAAGGUUUCAUUUGAUUAUUCUAUAAUGAGCAUAAAAUAUACGUAUUAAACACAUCAAAAUUCA